AUGUCCCAGGAAAUUGAAGAUGCUCUCAAUGAAUUUCGCCUUGAUAUUGCAUCAGAACGUUCAGAAGACAGUUUUGAUAUCCAUGAUAACGACACCGAAGAUAGUGAUGGGGACAUUAUUAGACCAGGAAUUGAAUGUCGUAGAAUAAUUUCAAACGAUUCGGAAAGUGAUGAGGACGAGUGGUCAGAAAAUGAUAAGGAUAUAUGUUUAGAAGGAUAUCAACGAACUUCAGGUGUAAACAUUAUACCAAAAAAUAAAGAAAGUGUAUUGGAUGUAAUGCAAUUGUUCCUUGAAAAUGAUUUAUUCGAAUUAUUCACAACAGAAACCAACAGGUACCACAUUCAAGUUUCACACAAAUAUAAAGAAUAUAAAAUUGCUAAAUGGACUGACGUGACAAUACAAGAAAUGAAAAAAUUUAUGGAUUUACUUAUUUUGAUGGGACAAGUUCGUAAAGGAACUUUGUAUGAUUAUUGGUCAACUUCGCCAUACAUUCAAACUCCUAUAUUGAUGAUUGCUAAAUCAGAUGGUGGGUAG
Glossina fuscipes is the source of this 534-nucleotide messenger RNA. RefSeq lists its product as uncharacterized. The coding region runs from base 1 to 534 and encodes 177 amino acids. NCBI's taxonomy places the organism in Eukaryota, Metazoa, Arthropoda, Insecta, Diptera, Glossinidae. The transcript has a single exon. The record is from RefSeq and is a predicted model, not a curated record.